Kogia breviceps (pygmy sperm whale) is the source of this 3949-nucleotide messenger RNA. RefSeq names its product guanine nucleotide-binding protein G(q) subunit alpha. Gene Ontology annotation, molecular function: GTPase activator activity; G protein-coupled receptor binding; GTPase activity. NCBI's taxonomy places the organism in Eukaryota, Metazoa, Chordata, Mammalia, Artiodactyla, Physeteridae. Gene Ontology annotation, biological process: adenylate cyclase-activating G protein-coupled receptor signaling pathway; glutamate receptor signaling pathway; action potential. Gene Ontology annotation, cellular component: heterotrimeric G-protein complex. The record is from RefSeq and is a predicted model, not a curated record.
GCUCGAGCCGCCAGCUCCCGCCGCACCCCCGGCCCACCUAGUGGCCCUGGCCGCGGCCCCCGCGGCGGUUCCCCGAGCUCAUCCCGGACGCGCGCCCGGGCGGCGGGGGCUCGGCGGCCACCGCUGCCUCGGGGGAGCGAGGGCGGGAGGGUGUGUGUGCGCGCGUGUGAGCAGGGGGUGCCGGCGGGGCUGCAGCGGAGGCACUUUGGAAGAAUGACUCUGGAGUCCAUCAUGGCGUGCUGCCUGAGCGAGGAGGCUAAGGAAGCCCGGCGGAUCAACGACGAGAUUGAGCGGCAGCUCCGCAGGGACAAGCGGGACGCCCGCCGGGAGCUCAAGCUGCUGCUGCUCGGGACAGGAGAGAGUGGCAAGAGUACGUUUAUCAAGCAGAUGAGAAUCAUCCACGGGUCGGGCUACUCUGAUGAAGACAAAAGGGGCUUCACCAAGCUGGUGUAUCAGAACAUCUUCACGGCCAUGCAGGCUAUGAUCAGAGCCAUGGACACGCUCAAGAUCCCCUACAAGUACGAGCACAAUAAGGCUCAUGCACAAUUAGUUCGAGAAGUUGAUGUGGAGAAGGUGUCUGCUUUUGAGAAUCCGUAUGUAGAUGCAAUAAAGAGUUUAUGGAACGAUCCUGGAAUCCAGGAAUGCUAUGACAGACGACGGGAAUAUCAGUUAUCUGACUCUACCAAAUACUAUCUUAAUGACUUGGACCGCGUUGCCGACCCCGCCUACCUGCCUACGCAACAAGAUGUGCUCAGAGUUCGAGUCCCCACAACAGGGAUCAUCGAAUACCCCUUUGACUUACAAAGUGUCAUUUUCAGAAUGGUCGAUGUAGGGGGCCAAAGGUCAGAGAGAAGAAAAUGGAUACACUGCUUUGAAAAUGUCACCUCUAUCAUGUUUCUAGUAGCGCUUAGUGAAUAUGAUCAAGUUCUCGUGGAGUCAGACAAUGAGAACCGAAUGGAGGAAAGCAAAGCACUCUUUAGAACAAUUAUCACGUAUCCCUGGUUCCAGAACUCCUCAGUUAUUCUGUUCUUAAACAAGAAAGACCUUCUAGAGGAGAAAAUUAUGUAUUCCCACCUAGUUGACUACUUCCCAGAAUACGAUGGACCCCAGCGAGAUGCCCAGGCAGCUCGAGAAUUCAUCCUGAAGAUGUUCGUGGACCUGAAUCCAGACAGUGACAAAAUUAUCUACUCCCAUUUCACAUGCGCCACAGACACCGAGAACAUCCGCUUUGUCUUUGCUGCCGUCAAAGACACCAUCCUCCAAUUGAACCUGAAGGAGUACAAUCUAGUCUAAUUGUGCCUCCUUGACAGCGCCCUUCCCUUCCCUGGUGGGCUAUUGAAGCUAUACAAGAGGGACUGUAUUUCUGUGGAAAACAAUUUGCAUAAUACUAAUUUAUUGCCGUCCUGGACUCUGUGUGAAUGUGUCCACAGAGUUUGUAGUAAAUAUUAUGAUUUUAUUUAAACUAUUCAGAGGAAAAACAGGAUGCUGAAGUACAGUCCCAGCACAUUUCCUCUCUUUUUUUUAGGCAAAACCUUGUGACUCAAUGUAUUUUAAAUUCUCAGUCAUACACUCACAAAGAGCUGUUUCUUCCUCUCUCUCUCUCCCCUCUUCUUUUCUAUUAAGCAAAAUGAAGCUGAUUUUCCUUUUCCUAACCCAUCCCCCCUUCCUCCUGAUUCUUCCCACAUUACAAUGGCCUUUAUCCUAGUUCCAUUCUUGGUCAAGUUUUUCUCUCAAAUGAUACAGUCAGGACAAUUGUCAUUCAACUUAAGCCAUCAACAUCAGCUUAAUUUAACAGUUUGUAGUUUUUGCUGAAGGAUUAUAAGUAUUAAUACUGUGGUUUUAAAUGUAUUGCUCUGGAUACACACGUAGAGGGUUUUUUUUAUAUAAAUAUAUUGUUUUGCCUCACUUUGGGCUGGGACAGUGGAUGCUCAUCUAACGGUUAAGUGUCUUUUUUUUUUUUUGGAUUUCUACCUUCAGCCAUAGCUUGGUUGCUCAGUGAACUGUACAGCAGUCAGUAAGGCAAGGGCCAAGACACACAGAAGUCCUUUCUUUUGAAAUGCCAUGUGCCAUUGUCCUUCCUCCUUUCCUUCCCUUUUUUUUUUUUUUUUUUUUUUCACCCUGCUUUCUUCAAACUGCAGAUGCCAAAAAAAGAUGCCAAGAGACACUACAUUAUCCCAAUGGCUGCUACCCGGAUCCUUUUCAUAGGUUGCUCUUAAUUUUUGUUUCCUUCAGUUCAAACUUUUCCUCCCCCUUUUUUUUUCUUAGUGUUUGGGCCACAAUUUUUUAAAUGACUUAUAUUAAUGGGUAUGUGUUGCCAAAGCUGGCUUUAAAAAAAAAAUUUUUAGUAAGAACCUAAAAGAUAAAAGCCAGUAUCUUAAAAUGUAAGAGAGUAAGACCGUGAAGCCUAAAAUGUUUGGCUGCAAAUGAACAUGAAACACCAGUUGCCAAACGGUCACUGUCACUUUGACUCUCAUACUCCAUCCUUUUCUUUGCCCUUAAAAUCACAUUGUUUUGUGUCCACAUUCCAUGUUGAGCAUCUAAAUCAACAAUGCGGAAAAGCUGUCCUGUGUGAUACCCCAUGAAAUCUGCUUUUAUCUCUUCAUUGGAAGCCAGUUUUACUCACUUUGUGUUCUUUAAGGUCAAGUAGGUCUGCCAAGAACAUUGAUUGAUAGUAUUAUUCUGACACCUUUAAUUUGCAGAAUCUGAAGUUACUGCUAGUUUGCCAUCUUUGGGAUCUUAAACUGGUGACUGGCUGAGUUGAACUUAAGGAAGAUUUGUGGACCGAAACUCAAAAGUAACCUCUCUGUUCUAUAGAACAUGUAUUUAUAUAACUGAACAUAGUAGGAGAGAGAGAUCUGGAAUUCUAUAUGUGCAAUUUUUCAACCAAUGCAAAAAACACAGCACAUGUAUUGAUGAGCUUCUGUCAAGCAGUUUGAGUUGAAAUAUGAUUUAAGAAAAUAAGUCAUGACUAUUUUAAACCUGCUGGGAAGUUAGAAUUAGGCCAUGAUGCUGGUCUCAGUUUAACUACAGUACUAUUUGGCACAAGUCUAAACUUUCAUAUACAUCAUUCUUUUGGAACAGUAAAGGAGAGGGAGAAAAAUCAAUGGCUUAUCAGAUGAGUACCAGAGUUACUAAGGAGUAAUGGGAUGUUCCCAUUCUUUACUCUCCCAGCCUCAAACUAUACAGGUUACUUGUUUUUUUUUCUCCUUAUUCAGAAAGCACCUGUAAUUUAAUUAAGAAACAGACUGCCUGUAGGUAUAGUGCAAUUACGAAUGCUCUAAUCAUUGUACAUACAUCUCUCCCUUGAUAUUGCAUCAUCCAUACUGGCUUUGUAAUCAUUAAUUUUUUGGCAGAUUGAAUGUGCUGUAUUGAUAUGUAUCUAUGUAAUUGUAUUGUGUGUCUUAUAGCUAAUUCACAUUUUGAAUAAUGUUAUUUUAUUUACUUUUUUAAGAGAGGAGAAUGUAAAUUUGUCAGUUUAUUUCUGACUAGGGAUUUUUUUUUUUUUUUUUCCAUUUAGAAAAGAAAAAAAAAAAAAAACCUUACUAUCGUACGGAGCGGUACUAGCAUCGUGCUAUAUAAAAUCAUUUGCACAUUCCUGAGUAGAGGUAUACUGAUUGUAAGACCCAAAGGUCUUAAGACCCAAAGGUAAUUUCAUAGCAAAAAUCAGUUGGAGCUUUUAUACAAACAUGGGAACCAACUUUGUAGAACUUUUGCCAUUUGACCUAGGAUUGGAAUAUGAGCUUUUAUACAAUUCAUAUUCUUAUUUGGCAAAUAUGCACAGUUUAGUAUUACCUCUCUGAUGGCCUUUAUUAGAAAGGCAGUUUUAGAAGCUAUUGUGAUCCACUAAGGAAAUGUUUUAACAGCUAGCAACCACUGCUUGCCUGAAAGGGCGAUCUUAAAUUUGGUGCAGCAAAAAAAAAAAAAAAAGAAAAAAGAAAAAAAAAAAGAA